Melampsora larici-populina 98AG31 is the source of this 697-nucleotide messenger RNA. RefSeq lists its product as uncharacterized. Lineage: Eukaryota; Fungi; Basidiomycota; Pucciniomycetes; Pucciniales; Melampsoraceae. The transcript has a single exon. The coding region runs from base 373 to 573 and encodes 66 amino acids. The record is from RefSeq and is a predicted model, not a curated record.
GGGGAUAGCACAGGAAAUGUGAGGUAUUGCCAACCUAAACUAUCUGAUGAGCUUGGAUUUUUGGCUCCGAUGCAGAACAAUAUUCAAGAAGGUGAUGCAUAACAUCAACAAGGGCCAGAACUGCCUUGGACCCUUGGGUCUCCUUGUCCCAGACCUGCCCCACAAAGGAUCCUUGGACUUCAAAGCAACUAGGCUGCUAAUGUGGUCCUACAUGUAGAUCAAAACUAUGUAGCCAAAAAGAAAUACACUACAGGAUUGAUGCCCCUUUGGAUCUGUACAUUCCCUUUACCAAUUGACCUAGUCUUCCACUCAGCCGUACAUGUGCCAGUGAGCCAACCCAGCCCACAAACAUUCCUGUAGUUUGUGUCCUGUAUGGUGUUUGUUUUAAAUGUAAAGAGAUUUCUUAUGUUUAGAAUGAAACAUUCCCCACUAUUUGUAUAUUACAGUAUGUACAUUGGCUUUUACCAGUUCCCAACAGCCCCUUUCUUGCAGUCGAAAUUAUCUACAGGACUGAGUGCUGAGUGUUGUUUGUAUAGAUAUUACCAGUCAAUGGUACAGGAGACUUUGACAUAAUCUUGUUUAUGUACCUAUUAUAACCAAAAAGCUCUUUUGUAGUGUUUGAAUAAGCUUUCGAAAUCCCAAAUUCCAAGAUCGGAAAGUGCUCUCUUCUGACUUGAAUUGAAUCCAAGGCACACCU